Nicotiana tabacum (common tobacco) is the source of this 763-nucleotide messenger RNA. Its product is annotated as membrane protein PM19L-like. The record is from RefSeq and is a predicted model, not a curated record. Lineage: Eukaryota; Viridiplantae; Streptophyta; Magnoliopsida; Solanales; Solanaceae.
CUCCUAUUUUCAGGAAAAAUCCAGACAUGCAACCAUCAAUACUGCAAGGCAAAAGCAGUGGAACUCUGACUCUCAGCUGAGCUUAAUUAAGUUAAUCAAAUAAUGGCGAACGGAAGGGGUGGCAGAAGCCUAAUGGGACCAUUCUUGGUCAUAAACUUUGUAGUUUAUUUAAUAGUACUAGGACUUGCUGGCUGGUCACUUGAUAAAUACAUCGAUGGCGAACAAAAUCACCCUCAUUUAGGAGGGAAUCCAUCAACAAGUUUUAUGUUGAUGUUUGCAUUGAUUGGUGGAGUCAUGGGUGCUUCCUCUAUGCUGGCGGGGUUUGUUCAUCUCAGAAAAUGGACUACUCAAACUUUGACUAGUGCUGCUUCUUCAGCUAUCAUCUCUUGGGCCAUUACUGCUCUUGCUUUUGGUCUAGUUUGCAAGCAGAUAAUAAUGGGAGGGCACAGAGGAAAACGCCUGCAAACUUUGGAAGCCUUGAUUACCAUAGCAAUGGUGAGUCAAUUGCUGUAUAUACUGUUGCUGCACGCCGGCAUUUUCCGCAGCAGGUACGGGCCUGUUUAUGGUUCCUAUGGGCCUCAGCACUAGCCAAGUCUCCCUUGGUAUGGCUCGGUGUAUAGAAAUAGCUAAUGGAAGUCUUUGCUUAGAAUAUACAUCUAAAAGGUUUUGUGGGAUGGCUCAGCUACCAUUCUUCUUCUUUUAGUAAUAAGUUUAUAUGGAUGCUUAUUUGCAGCAUACAAUAGACCCCACUUUGUACUGUCAA